Molecule: messenger RNA, 318 nt
Organism: Puccinia graminis f. sp. tritici CRL 75-36-700-3
Lineage: Eukaryota; Fungi; Basidiomycota; Pucciniomycetes; Pucciniales; Pucciniaceae
Exons: 2
Coding region: 1-318 (105 amino acids)
Molecular function (GO): RNA binding
Source: RefSeq, a predicted model, not a curated record
AUGCACGACCAGAGCUCACACUGUUACCCAUCCCCUGUCCGCUACUUCCAUGCCCCCCUACCUUGGCCAAUUGAGCUCGCCAACCUUAGCCCAGGAACUACUACCGAGGACCUUUGGACCAUUUUAGCCACUUAUGGUGAAAUUGACCAUUGCUUCCUUCUUCCACGAAAACAAUUGAACCCCGGCACCAUCAUCCACUUUUCUGAUUACAAGACCGCUGCGGCCGCAGCAGAAGAUUUGGACGGAACAUUUCACCCCCUCUUGUCAUCUUCUUUCCCCACCCCUCCAAGAUACAAAUUUGGGGGUGGUUACAAAUAA